Molecule: messenger RNA, 921 nt
Organism: Entamoeba invadens IP1
Lineage: Eukaryota; Evosea; Mastigamoebida; Endamoebidae
Product: Filamin-binding LIM protein, putative
Exons: 2
Coding region: 1-921 (306 amino acids)
Source: RefSeq, a predicted model, not a curated record
AUGCCACUUCUUAAAGUAAAAGUUGAAUACAACAAGGCUAACAAGAUCUUUAACAUCGAAAGAACCGACCCGAACAUGUAUGAUAUUCUUUGUGAAGAGAUCGAAAAGAAAUAUGGAGAACCACUUUUGCUGUUUUAUAACGGCAUCAUCGUCUCAGACAAGCCUUCAUUUGCUGCAGCAGUAAACGAUUGUGUUAACUCAAAGGCGUCAUUUAUACAGCUCAUGGGAAGACCUAUUAAAAAGGGUACCAAGCUUGCCGAACCACCAAAACCAGAAACCACAACCGAAGAACCAAAAAAAGAAGAACCAAAAGUCGUGGAACCCAAGAAAGAGGAAAAGAAGCCCGAGCCGAAAAAAGAAGAAAAAAAAGUCGAACCUAAAAAGGAAGAACCCAAACCAGAAGCAAAGAAAGUGGAGACCAAGAAAGAAGAACCAAAAAAAGUCGAACCCAAAAAAGAAGAGUUAAAGAAGGAGGAACCAAAAAAAGAGGAGCCUAAGAAUGAAAAGAAAGUCGAGGAGGAAAAGAAAGAAGAAGCUCCAGCUGAUGGAAAGAAAGGACCUGUGACAAAAACCGGUGAUUUGGAUAAUUGUGGUAAGUGUGGAAAGCCGGUUGCUGGUGGAUACAAGGCACUUGAUAGAAUAUGGCACAAAGAAUGCUUUGUUUGUGUAGAGUGUGGAAAAGACUUCAGUGGAGAUAGGAAGCUGAUGGAGAAGGAUGGCAAUCCAAUUUGCAGCAUUUGCUACACCGACUUGUACUCACCAAAAUGUGCAGUUUGUGGAAAGUCGUUGUGUGGACAAUAUUGCAUUGUCAAUGGACAGAACAUGCACAAGGAGUGCUUCAAGUGCACUGAAUGUGGCAAACCAAUUGAUGGCCAGUACAUGCUCAAAGAUGGUAAGAUCGUAUGCAAACAGUGCGCCUAA